UGGUGACGGGUAACGGGCUCAGGCCAUUAACGUAACCCUCCGCCGGCGCGGCCAUGUUGGUGCUAGGAACUAUUUUGUUAGGAGGAGGGUUUUGGGGAUCACUUGAGUUGAGGAAGGGAUGACUUCCACAAUGAGUUGAAUGACUUGUACCCACCAGAGGACAGGGCAGGAUCAACAACGGAAAGGGAUAACGUCAUAUAAGGGAGAAUCAGUGAUGGGGAGACAGAACAAUGGUAGAGAGCACUCAGUGAGCAACAGUGAAUAUAAAUACUAACACAAACGUGGACUCCAAAAAAGAAUCUUAUAAGAUUUAGCAUCUUCAGUGAACAGUCUAGCCAGUACAAGGAUCAUGGACACCGACCUGUUUAUGGAGUGUGAGGAGGAGGAGCUAGAGCCCUGGCAGAAGUUAACGGAUGUGAUAGAGGAUUCUGUUGUGGAGGAUUACAGCUACUUUGACAAACCUGCAACUGUUGCAGUAAACCUACAGCCAGUCUCUGCUCCACUACCAGUUAUUGCACAGCAAACCCUUAGUCACUACUCUACAGCUACCACUGUGACAAAUAAUUCUGCCCAAAACAGUGACAAUGCCAAGAAGACACUGGUGACAUUAUUUGCCAACAAUAGUGGUUCAACUCCCAUUAUGCAAUCUGGGGGACAGCCACUGAUCUUGACUCAGAAUACUACUUCUGGCCUUGGCACAAUGAUGACGCAGCCCAUGUUGCGCCCAAUGCAAGUCAUGCAGAAUACAAAUCAUGGCACCAAUGCCAAUGUGACUACACAGCCUAUCUUCAUAACCACACAGGGCUUUCCAGUACGGAACAUGAGACCAAUGCAAAAUACAAUGAACGCAAUGAAUGCCAUGAAUCAGGUCGGAAUUGUUCUGAAUGUUCAGCAAGGGCAGACGGUUAGACCAAUAACCAUAGUACCAGCACCAGGAACUCAGUUCAUGAAACCAGCUGUAGGAGUCCCUCAAGUUUUCUCCCAGAUGGCGCAGGUCAGACCUGCCCCGAAUGUCCCAGUGCGACCAAACACCAACACCUUUACCACAGUUAUCCCUGCCACUUUGACCAUCAGGAGCACAGUGCCCCAGUCUCAAGGCCAGCCCAAUAAAUCCACCCCCAGCACCUCUACCACUUCUGCUCCAAGCCAGCCACUUCGACAGAUUGCUAUGCAACCGCUGCAUCAACCACCUUCUAGUUCGGGUAGUCAGACAACCAACCCCAAGCUUGUUAGUAUUACCAGCGUUGUGGCUGUGAAUAGGCCUGGGGAGAACGAUACAGUAACGUUUGUGAGCACAAGCCAAACCGCAGGUCUGAACUCAAGUAAUAUGGUCAUAUCUAAUAGUGGAAGCAAUAACAGUUUGCAGAGGAGCCUCACUUCUGAGUCUUUGGGCAUACAAGGUACCUCCCCUUCACUUUUAUCAUUUGAUUCCUCUGAUAGUGGGCGAAAAUUUUGCCCAAGAUGUCACGCAGUCUUUCGGGUCGCAGAAGCCCUUAGAGGACAUAUGUGUUACUGUUGCCCUGACCUUGUGAACUUCUCCAAGAAAGGGAAAGAUUCUGAGCUGGAUCAGCAGGCAACAAAUUCUCCUGCUCCAGCAAAAAAUGUUCCAUCAGCUUCCCCUACAUCUACCACGCCUAGUACUACCUUGCCCUCAACUGGAAAAGGUCAAGAUGGUGCUCCAGACGAGCUGACACAAGGAAAGCUCAUUAUGUUAGUGGAUGACUUCUAUUAUGGCCGGGACUUGGGGCGCUCCUACCAGAUGCAGUCAUUGCCUAAGGUGGCAACCACAUUCCGCUGCCCUCAUUGUACAAAACGACUAAAGAACAACAUCAGGUUCAUGAACCAUAUGAAGCACCAUGUAGAACUGGACCAGCAGAACGGGGAGGUUGAUGGACAUACAACAUGUCAACACUGCUAUAGGCAAUUUUCUACCCCUUUCCAGCUUCAGUGCCACCUAGAAAAUGUGCACAGUUCAUAUGAGUCAACUACCAAAUGUAAGAUUUGUGAGUGGGCCUUUGACAGUGAACCACUCUUCUUACAGCAUAUGAAGGACACCCACAAACCUGGAGAAAUGCCUUAUGUUUGCCAGGUCUGCAGCUAUCGCUCCUCUAUCUAUGCAGAAGUGGAUACUCACUUUAGGCUAAACCAUGAGGACACACGGCAUUUAAUGUGUAUCUACUGUCUAAAGGUGUUUAAAAAUGGAACUGCUUUUCAACAGCAUUUCAUGAGGCAUCAGAAGAGUGUCUAUCACUGCAACAAAUGCCGGCUGCAGUUCCUUUUCGCAAAGGACAAGAUUGAGCACAAACUACAGCAUCACAAAACGUUCCGCAAACCACGGCAGUUAGAGGGACUAAAGCCAGGGACUAAGGUAACCAUUCGAGCCUCUAGAGCCAUGCCACGGAGUGUAUCAUUGUCAUCUGAUAACUCAUCAAAGGCUUUGCAAGAUGGAAACUCGGAUUCCAUGGCUCCCUCAGACUACUCUUCACAACAAAGUGGCACCCAGAAACGAUCUAUGAAGAAGAUGUCUGAGGCUCUUUCUAACUUCCAGGCUAAAAGGUUUUCUUUGGGUAAACAGUCCUGCCUCGAGUGCAACUUUGAUAUUCCAGAUUUCCAGAACCACUUCCCAACCUACGUACACUGCUCACUGUGCCGCUAUAGCACCUGCUGCUCCAGAGCCUAUGCCAAUCACAUGAUCAACAAUCAUGUCCCAAGGAAGAGUCCCAAGUACUUGGCAUUAUUUAAAAGUUGCAAGCCAAGCAACUCGUUUGCACUGACGUGUUCCACUUGCCCCUUUGUGACACGAAUGGGAGAUGCAAUGGCCAAGCAUCUAGUAUUCAAUCCAUCACAUGCAUUCAGCUCUGUGCUGUCGGGUUCUUCCUCUUUUGGGUUUUUAAGGAUUCCCAAACCGCAAGAGCAAAGAGCAGCAAGCAGUAGCCCAUCAGUUAAAGUGACAAGUGACAAAUCCAUGUUACUAGAAGACCAUGAACCAGAAGAGAAAUCACCAGAAUCUGAUGCUUCUGAACUAGAAAAGGAAGAUGAGGCAAUCAAUGUUGAUGAGCUUGAGGAAGAUCCGGAAGUGAAAUCGCUUGAAAUUCAGAAAAAAGAGCAGCUGAGUGUGAAAAAGCUUAGAGUGGUGCUGUUUGCUUUGUGCAGCAGUAUCCAGCAAGCUGCAGAACAUUUUCACAACACUCCACGGCGCAUACGUCGAUGGUUACAGAGAUUCCAGACUUUACAAGAGGAAAAUCAAGAGAGCUUAUCGGAAGGCAAGUAUCUUGACACAGAAGCAGAAGAGAAACUGGCUGAAUGGGUACUAACCCAGAGAGAGCAGCAGCAGCCAGUGAAUGAGGAGACCCUGUUCCAGAAGGCAACCAAGAUUGGGCGCUCUUUGGAAGGAGGUUUCAAGAUCUCAUAUGAGUGGGCUGUUAGGUUUAUGCUUAGACAUAAUCUGAGUACACACUCCAAAGUUGCUGUAUCUAAUCCAUUACCUAAAGACAUGGAAGGAAAUGCUCAGACUUUCAUUGAGUUUGUACAGAGGCAAAUACAUAGCCAGGACCUCCCAUUGUCCAUGAUUGCUGCUGUUGAUGAGAUCUCACUCUUCCUUGAUAUGGAGCUUCUGGGAAGUGAUGAAAGAAAGGAAAAUGCCCUACAGACAGUGGGAACAGGUGAGGCCUGGUGUGAUAUUGUGUUGACAAUUCUAGCAGAUGGAAGCCUCUUGCCUACUAUAGUAUUUUCUCGAGCUCGCUCAGGUAAAAUAAGGCAGGUUCCAGACUCAAUAAUUCUGGAGGCCAGAGAGGACAGUUAUACAGAUGAUGAAAUUAUUGAAUUGUGGUCUUCCCGGGUAUGGCAAAAGCACAUGGAAUGUCCAAACAACAAAGGUAUGGCUGUGUUGGACUGCCACAGGACACAUCUGUCAGAGGAUGUGCUGUCUGUCCUAAGCUCCACUUGCACCUUACCUGCUGUGGUGCCCUCUGGCUGCAGUUCCAAAAUACAGCCUUUGGAUGUCUGCAUUAAAAGAUCCAUGAAGAACUUCUUACACAAAAAGUGGAGAGAACAAGCUCAGGAGAUGGCAGAGUCCAGCUGUGACACAGAACUCUUGCUACAGCUUGUGCUGUGCUGGCUGGCUGAGGUUCUGGAGGUAAUUACAGAACAUCCAGAACUGGUCCAACAAUCCUUUCUUGUAGCCAGUGUAUUACCAGGGCCUGAUGGAACAGCCAAUACAACCAAGCGCAAUGCUGAAAUGCAAGAAGAACUUGUCAGUCUGUUGGAACAGCAGCUGAAGCUUGAUGAAGGGCAACAAGAUGAAGAUACAGACCAAUGUAAUGACAGCCAACCAGAGGAAUAUACAGAUCCAGAUAUUCUGCAGCAGUUGUUUGAAGGGGACAGUGAUACAGAAUCAUUUUAUGGGUUUGAGGAAACUGAUUUGGAACCUGUGUAAUCUGAGUGUUUCCCUCUCCAACACGUUGAGUUUAAAACAUUCCAUAUCCCCCUCAGGGUUUAGGAAUUGGUAUACCACAUUUAUAGCAUUUAUUCCUAAUUGUUUUUAUCCAUUGUUAAUUUCCUGCAAAGGGAAAGGAAGGAUUUGUGAGUGAAUGUUAUUUUUCCCAUUUAUUGUUUCACAACUCGGAAUUUCCACAGUCAGCAUCCCCAUAAUAUAUAAGCUACUGAACAGAUAUAUCCCCUGAGGUUUAUACAUUUUGCUCCUGCUUUUUUUUUUUUUUGUGGACACAAUCUGUUAUUUUUUCCAGUCUCAAACCUGGAUUGCUAAAUUAUAUAAGAAGAAAAUUAUUGCAGCGAGUAGACAGUCUUGCCUCACUUUGUAAACAAACUCUUACAUUUCUAUUUUUUUGGAUGGAGAGCAAGCCGAACGCUCUAAUGAAACGGUUGUGAACACAGUUCUGUCCAAAAUAUAUAUAAUGCUGUAAGAAAGCUUUGGUCAUCCAAUGCUUAUUUUUAAAAUGUACAUACCAAUAAAUUACCAAACAAAUACUCUUCUAUCAACGUGGAGCAGUGAACAAACUCAUGGGCAAGAAAAUUAGUUGGGGUAGAAUGCUAGCGUAUCCAUAAAGCACUGAAUAUUUGCUCUUCUAACAUCAAACACUGGGAAGUGAGCUACAAAUUUAUGCCCUCAUUCUUGACAUGGCUACUGCCAGCUAACUCCGUUAUAAAACUUGCAUGUUAAAGGGGGCUAUUUUGAAUUUUUUUUCCAUCCCUUUUGCUCUGCAGCAUAUGCAUAGAUAUGAUAGCUCAAGAAAACUGAUACCAGUGGAUGAAUCAAUGUGACCCAUUAACCAGCAGGGAUGAUGGGGAGCAUUGUUAAGUGACUUGACAUGUACAGAUGUGAAAUGCAGAAUAAAUGCAUCGAGAGAUGUGAUUGUUUUUA
This is a messenger RNA of Bombina bombina (fire-bellied toad), 5380 nucleotides long. RefSeq names its product pogo transposable element derived with ZNF domain (gene POGZ). The transcript is spliced from 20 exons. Lineage: Eukaryota; Metazoa; Chordata; Amphibia; Anura; Bombinatoridae. Gene Ontology annotation, molecular function: RNA polymerase II cis-regulatory region sequence-specific DNA binding; DNA-binding transcription factor activity, RNA polymerase II-specific. The coding region runs from base 350 to 4435 and encodes 1361 amino acids. The record is from RefSeq and is a predicted model, not a curated record. Gene Ontology annotation, biological process: regulation of DNA-templated transcription.